This is a messenger RNA of Raphanus sativus (radish), 2164 nucleotides long. RefSeq names its product probable galacturonosyltransferase 4. The transcript is spliced from 9 exons. The coding region runs from base 90 to 1979 and encodes 629 amino acids. The record is from RefSeq and is a predicted model, not a curated record. NCBI's taxonomy places the organism in Eukaryota, Viridiplantae, Streptophyta, Magnoliopsida, Brassicales, Brassicaceae. Gene Ontology annotation, molecular function: polygalacturonate 4-alpha-galacturonosyltransferase activity.
CUCUCUCUCACUAAAAACAAUCAUUAGCGCGAGCAUAUUGUUCUAUCUCUCUCGAUCUUGAUGCGAAGGCGAAGAGGAAGACGAAGACGAUGGUGAAGUUUCAAAAUGUUGUUCUUUUCUUCUUGCUCCUCACGGUAGCUGCUCCCAUCCUUCUCUACACCGAUUCCUACACCUCCGUCAACACCCCAUUUUCUAAACGCGAGUUCCUCGAGGACGUAUCCGCCCUGACUUUCAAUUCCGAAGAGAAUCGUUUGAAUCUGAUUCAUCGGGAAUCUCCGGUAGAUGUUAGAAGAGGAGUCGUGGGUGUAGUAUACUCCAAACUAGACUCGGAUUCUCCGUCUAUAAAAGCUAGAGACCAAGUGUCUGCUCGAGUUCUUUCGGCCACCGACGAUGAAACUCAGUCUCAAACUGACAAUACCAUCAAACAAGUCACUGAUCAUGCAGUCUCAGAGAUGGACAAGCCAAAUGACAUGCACGCUUCUGAUGAGAAGGAGAAGGCUCACAAUACGGUACUUUUCAAUGAAAGGAUGCGUGUUCAGUUGACCCAGAAAGAGCCUAAAGACUCUGGAGCUGAGAAAGAGAGUGGAAAUGUGAUGAUCCCUGAUGCUCAGGUGAGGCAUCUUAAAGAUCAGCUGAUUCGGGCAAAGGUCUAUCUUUCACUUCCAGCUGCCAAGGCUAAUGCACAUUUUGUGAGAGAGCUUCGUCUCCGUAUUAGAGAAGUUCAACGGGUUGUCGUAGAUGCCUCCAAGGAUUCCGAUCUGCCAAAGAAUGCUAUGGAAAGAAUGAAAGCGAUGGAGCAAACAUUGGCCAAAGGCAAGGAGAUUCAAGAUGACUGUUCCACAGUGGUUAAGAAGCUACGUGCAAUGCUCCACUCAGCAGAGGAGCAGCUACGUGUCCAUAAGAAGCAAGCCAUGUUCUUGACGCAAUUGACUGCUAAGACGAUUCCAAAGGGCCUUCACUGCCUCCCUCUACGCCUCACUACCGAUUACUAUGCUUUGAAUUCGUCUGAACAGCAAUUCCCCAAUCAGGAGAAACUAGAAGAUAAUCAGCUGUAUCACUAUGCCCUCUUCUCUGAUAACGUUUUGGCUACAUCUGUUGUGGUUAACUCUACCAUAACCAAUGCCAAGCAUCCCUCAAAGCAUGUCUUCCACAUCGUUACUGACAGACUCAACUAUGCGGCAAUGAGGAUGUGGUUCCUAGACAACCCACCAGGCAAAGCCACCAUCCAGGUUCAGAACGUUGAAGAAUUUACAUGGCUGAAUUCAAGCUACAGCCCUGUUCUCAAACAGCUUAGUUCUCGAUCGAUGAUAGAUUACUACUUCAGGGCACACCAUGCCAAUUCAGAUUCCAACUUGAAGUUCCGGAAUCCAAAAUACUUGUCCAUCCUUAAUCAUCUUCGUUUUUACUUGCCUGAGAUCUUCCCCAAGCUCAGCAAGGUGCUCUUCUUGGAUGAUGAUAUAGUUGUGCAGAAGGACCUUUCUGGUCUUUGGUCAGUUGAUCUGAAGGGUAAUGUCAACGGUGCUGUUGAGACUUGUGGGGAAAGCUUUCAUCGCUUCGACCGUUACCUCAACUUCUCAAAUCCACUCAUCUCCAAGAAUUUUGACCCUCGAGCUUGUGGAUGGGCGUAUGGUAUGAAUGUUUUUGACCUGGACGAGUGGAAGAAGCAAAACAUCACAGAGGUUUACCAUAGAUGGCAGAAUCUGAAUCAAGACCGAGAUUUGUGGAAACUAGGGACGCUGCCGCCUGGUCUCAUCACAUUUUGGAAACGAACAUACCCGCUAGACCGGAAGUGGCACGUGCUGGGUCUUGGAUACAACCCUAGUGUGAACCAGAGGGAUAUUGAGAGGGCAGCCGUCGUGCACUAUAAUGGCAACCUCAAACCAUGGCUAGAGAUUGGGAUCCCAAAAUAUCGAGGCCUCUGGUCAAAGCACGUCGACUACCAGCACGUUUACCUCAGAGAUUGCAACAUCAAUCCUUAGAAUUAGAGUCUCUCUAUUGAAGAGCACUGUAAUAUGAUUGAAAUCUUUAUUCCUUUUGUUCUUUUGAUAUCUUCAUUACAUGAAAACCAAAUUGUAGAUGAUACGGUAAACUACAUUUGUUCUGAUGUUAUUGAAAUAUAUCAGCUACUACUGUCACUAUUUGUAAUGAAAUAGCUUCACAAGAA